Didymodactylos carnosus is the source of this 3086-nucleotide messenger RNA. Lineage: Eukaryota; Metazoa; Rotifera; Eurotatoria; Philodinida; Philodinidae. The record is from the annotation of a GenBank genome assembly.
UCAAAUUGUCUAGCUGAACGAACGUAUUUUUAUAUUAAAAAUUUCAUUUUAAUCUAAUAUUGCCAUUUUCUUCUUUAUUACAGUACAGAUCAUGUCACUUGUAGAAGUAACAUAUAGUGACGAUAUUCAUACGAAACUAGACACAAAUUAAAACUAGCAUAGCAUGUGAUGUCAUAUAAAUGUAAAAGUAUUAAUUUAUUUCCACAUGUAUAGUAUUUUUGUCAAAACAAAAUAGAUAAUAAUCUAUGAAUCCCUAUUAUUAUCAUUCUCCCAGACCAUCUCACCAACAAUCAAAUCCAAAUAUGAUGAUGCAUAUCAAUAACAUGGCGUUCUUACCACAAGAUACGUUUCAUCUACAGUACAACACCUACGGCAUACCUGGUCAAACGUCAUCGCAAACAGCACCACAAGCUAGCAUUUCAACAAAUUCGAAUGAAGAUUUGAUUAUGCGAAAAAAGCUCGAGCAAAAACGUCGUUUUCAACAAAGUAAACAUGUUGAUGCCAACUCAUUAAUUCAAGCAAUGUUUGAAGAUUUCAAAGUACAAAAACCGACAAAUGAAACGAAAAAAACAAUUCCAAAAACGGAACAGAUUCUUGAAGAACCUAAGAUACCUCCACAACAAGAAAGCGUAAGCCACCACAGCAUGUCUCCACAACAAGAAAGCGUCAUUCUCCACAACAUGUCUCCACAACAGGAAAACGUAAGUCAAUUACAAAAUCAUCAUUCAAAACAUCGUACGUCGCAACCGUUGCCCGAACUAAACGACGUCAUGCUGAAAUGUUCUGAUUUGCGUCAUCCAGUAAAAUUAUUGCCCAAACAAUCCAUAGCAGACACAACCAUAUCUUCUAUACAUGAUUCUCAUUCUCAAACGAAGCUGUUUGAGCCAUCCAAACGUGCUGCUGAUUGGUCUCAUGUGACUGAAGAUAUUAAUGAUCUAUUUCUAAAUUUACAAACGUAUUCUGAUGUGUCAACAGUGGCUCCGGCUUCAGUUCAAACCACAAACUCACCGCCAUUAUUUGAUAAUGUUCAUUCAAACACAUUUUCGUCUUUUGCACAGCCUAUCGCUCCUCAGGUGCAAUUUCAGUACCCAUCUUGGAGUUAUAACGAUAAUCUUCUGCCCGUUGUUUAUCACCAUGUAUACGAAGCAUCCUUCUUGAACAACGGCAUUCAGACAGAUCUUUUAUAUCCGAUUUUAUUACUAUCGGGAUUAUCGAAAGAGCAAUUGAGUUUUGUAUGGUCAAGUGUCAACUAUCAACUGCCAGGACAAUUAAUUAAAGAAGAAUUAUAUUGCGCACUAGCGCUGAUUGGUUUAAUACAACAACAUAUGAACAACGUAACCUUUGAACAUUUAUAUCAUCUACAGCAAAUACCUGUUCCAUAUUUUCAAUUACCUAAUGCUCAAGACGAACAUUCUUUAACGAUGGAAAAUAAACAAGAUCUUACGAACGAAGAGUCAAAACAAAAUACACAAGAACCAGUUUCUAUAGUAAAUUUAUCAUCACCAACAGUUGAUACUGCCACCAUCAUACCGAUAAAAUCAAUUAAAGAAGAAUCUGUUGGUUUCCACGAGUUUUUGGAUGAAAAAGAAACAAGCACAAUCUCGUGUGUGACAGAUGAUAAAUACUCUUUAUUUAAACAAGAUGAUUCUGUUAUUUCCUCAUGUGAUCCAUAUUCUCUGUUCAAAUUCAGUCAAACUCCAAGUGUAUUUGUUAGUGAUGCUCAAUUAUCUAGUAGUACUACUGAUAGCCAAAUUAAACAAGUUAAAACUGAUUCUUUGACAAACAGUUUUACUGAAAGUCAUCAGGGUACAUAUUCUCUCUUUCAACCAGAAAAUACAAGUAUCAAAUAUGCGAUCGAAUCAGAUCCAUAUUUUGCAUUUCGUGAAGAACAACAACGACAGGAGGUCAUUGACGACAUCAGAAUCGAAAAAGUUGAGGAAAUUUCGUGGUAUAAGUCUGAUAAUGAAAUCGUCGAUACCGUCAAUUGCAAUUUUCCAUUUCAUCGACAGGGAGAAACUGGUGAUAUUUUUGCUAAUUUAUCGAGGUCUAACGUAUUUACUAAUGAACUUACUAAAACUGAUUCGUACUCUUUAUUUGAAUCGAAUAAUAACCCGACGUCUCUUUCCAACAUAUCGGCAGCGAGUAUAUCUACGUUUUUAUAUGAACCGCCUGAAUUAAUUACAACGAAUAGUGAUAAUGAAGAAGAAGACAAUAUUCAAUUCCAACAUAAUGACGAUGAUGAUGAAGAUAACUAUUUGUCAUCAAUAGAUGAGCAACAACCUUCAUUUUUAAAUGUCAACCUACAGUAUAAAUCAUCCGAUAGUCAAUCUGUAGCUAGUCUUGAUUUACCAAAUAAUUCGAUAAUUCAAAGAAUAAAAGAAGAUAGCCAUAGUAAUGAAGUUGAUAUAAUAUCAUCUGUUGCGAAUAUGAACGAUGAUAAUAGAAGUACUAGUUCACAAAUAUCAGAAACAAUAAAACAAUCGAAACAAGGUAUAAAUUUUUCUCCAUACGCGAAUCAUGAUAUGACACAUGAGGAUAAUGACGAUGUAUCACCUACAAAAGUAUGGCUAUCAUGUUUACAAAAAUGUGGAUUGGUAUUGUCUACAGCCAAUGAAAUAUUUUCAUCAAUAAAAAGUUCGUUAUUAUGUGUAGAAAUAUUACAAAAUUCAAAAGCAAUUGACUAUGUCUAUCAAUUACAAGAAAUAUAUUAUUUAAGUAAACGAAUUUUAACCUCUAUUAAAUAUUACGGAUUGAUAACAAAUGAAUUGAAUGAUAUUUCAAAACAGAUUAUUGUCACAUGGACAAAUUUACAGGCAUUUUUUUCCAGUGCGAACUUGCAAUUGCCGAAUGAAGAAUCAAUUGAUUAUACGUCUUCCACAAUUACAAACGUUAAUAGUAAUGAUUAUUGUCAUAUUUGUUUAAUAUCGUUAAAACUUGAUUCUUUAUAUCCUUCAACUUGUUUGAAUUUAUUUAAUAUAUCGAUUAUAACAUUUGGUGAUCAUUUGUAUCAUGCAUCGUGCGCAAAUUUUUAUUUAAAUAUGAUUAAUUCUAGUCUACCAUCAUUAAUGUUACCUCAUUUUUCUUAA